AUGGCCGCGCCAUUGUCCAACUUGUUCAACGGAACACUCUUCUGGGUGUCUUCGUAUGUCUCCCGAAGACGCGCAUUGAAGGAGUUGAUCAAACAUCACGGCGGCCGUGUAGUGAUAAGUCCCAAAGAUGCCGACAUCAGAUUGGUGGACCCUGAAAAAAAGGGCCAUGAUGUGUCUCUUGACACCUACUCUUACAUGUGGGUAGAGCGUACCGUCGAGAAAGGCCAGCUGGAGCCUUUUGAACCCUACCAGGUACAACCCUCAGGGCCGCGUCCAAUGGGUGCCUCUUACAUCGCCCCAAAGGCCACCAGAGCAGGCUACACGCUCAAAGAUGACCAACUCCUCUUUGACUGGGUUGCAGCGUACAAAGAGAUUACAGGUACGGGGGGAAACGGUAACGGCGUAUAUCAAGAGCUCGAGAAAUAUUAUCCCCAGCAUCCUUGGCAGUCCUGGCGUUCUCGCUAUGUCAAGAGACUUCGGGGCAGUCCUCGUCCAGGAGGUGGUGAACCCAGGCCAAUCGAAGAUCUUCUACCAAUCGAGUCUAAUCCCCCUAGGUGGGCAGUCGUUCAAUAUCGAGAAGAGCCGGCUGUUAGGGUAGAGGAGCCGAAGCUACAAGCGGCUUCCUCAAGGACUCCCAAAAGGAAACGCGAUUCUACUCCCGGACCAUCCAGUGUCUUUCCAAUUGGUGCUGACCUGGCACCAUCUCCAAAGCGGAUAUCUGCGGGGACUACUCUAAUAAAUGCCACGCCGGCAACGCGCCAGUCUCCGCAUGAAGUUCGUGAAUCCAGGCCACUAUCGCCGAGUCUGGCAAUACCCUUGCCGCGGAAUUACCAACCAGAUCCCACUCAACCCGCUGCUACUCACCCUACCCAGUCACCACAUGCAGCCGAGGCUGCUGCAACCCAGAGCAAGCCCCCACCAAGUGAGCCAGCGAUGUCAGCAGCAUUUCUGCUCGAACUCCCUUUCUUCCCAUCUCCUCCAGAGCCAGAAGAGGACGAUGGGAAAUCCGAGGACGAAGACGAAGACAUAGACUAUGACGAGUGGGUUGGUAUUCACGAUAUUAAUUUGUGGAUCGAUUCACGAAUCGCACGACACGGCGUCGAUGAAUCGGAAGUGAUCAAUACCCUGCGAUGCACGAGCAUGAAUCCCAUAAUCGCGGACAAAGUCCUCAGACUCGUCGCUGCCGGAAAGGAUAUUCCCACCGACAUGCGCGGGUUCUGGACACCAGAGGACGACCAGUGUCUUGAGGGAGGUGAUAGUUACGGCGUCGAGCGCGUGCUGAAAAAACAUGGAGACGAGGCGGUCACUGCCAGAUGGGAAUAUUUGAGCAUGGCACGGGGAUAA
Molecule: messenger RNA, 1344 nt
Organism: Penicillium lagena
Lineage: Eukaryota; Fungi; Ascomycota; Eurotiomycetes; Eurotiales; Aspergillaceae
Product: putative transcription factor Rap1
Exons: 4
Coding region: 1-1344 (447 amino acids)
Biological process (GO): regulation of DNA-templated transcription; telomere maintenance via telomere lengthening
Cellular component (GO): shelterin complex
Molecular function (GO): telomeric repeat DNA binding
Source: RefSeq, a predicted model, not a curated record